Brugia malayi is the source of this 861-nucleotide messenger RNA. Its product is annotated as PAN domain containing protein. The record is from RefSeq and is a predicted model, not a curated record. The coding region runs from base 1 to 861 and encodes 286 amino acids. NCBI's taxonomy places the organism in Eukaryota, Metazoa, Nematoda, Chromadorea, Rhabditida, Onchocercidae. The transcript has 6 exons.
AUGACAACGAUUAUCAGUUUGUUAUUAUUCGUCAAUGUAUUUACAGUAGCAACGAUACUGCAAUUGAGCGGUGUUGUCGCAGAUCAUACAGAUCUGAAUUCAUGUUUUGUUUACAAGAAAGGUUAUCGAUUGGAACUGAGCGCAAAUGAUAUUGAAAGUACGGAAAGUGUGGAAUUUAAGGAUGAUUGUCUUAGAUCAUGUCUUCGAUCAUUACUUUCCGGUGGAUUCAUGUGUCGUUCAUUGAUGCAUAUGCCAAAAGAUGAAGACUGUGUACUCACUGCACUUGAUGGACAAAAAGCUGUUCGUAUAGAACAAAAACCAUCUCACAUACCUGUGAAUUUCUAUGAGAAUUUAUGUGCCAAACUUCCAGUACAAGGUGGCGUUGUUGAAGGAAUGUUGAGAGGUUUCCGAGGUGGAAAUGGCAUGAUUAAACUAACACAAAUUCAAGGUUCUAACUCGUUUGCACUUAUAAUUCUGGAUGGUGUUCAUGAGAAAAAGGAUUUUGACAUCACUUACUACAACGAAGAAAUCAAGGACUGCUUUAAAAUGACUACGGAUGAGAGAAAAAAUGGAAAGAAACUGCUAACUUUGGAUUCUGAUGGUGCAGGAAUGGCUGUUCAGCCAUGGACCGAAAUUGAAUUUGACAUACUCAACGAUUCAGUUCUCAAUAAAACAGUUACUGUAGCGGAGACAAGUACCGGUGAAGUGAUUCUCUGCGGGAAAUUAAAAGUGAAAGGAAGUAGGGAAGAGUGGGAAAGAGCCAAAAAUGGUAUACAAAUGUCCAGCAAAUUUUGUCUAACUGCUAUCCUUUGUAUUCUGGUGAGUGUUUUCAAACAAAUUCAUGACCUGCCUUUGAUUUAA